Messenger RNA from Esox lucius (northern pike), 2837 nucleotides. It is a transcript of the gene tbpl1, whose product is annotated as TBP-like 1. The coding region runs from base 410 to 973 and encodes 187 amino acids. The transcript is spliced from 8 exons. NCBI's taxonomy places the organism in Eukaryota, Metazoa, Chordata, Actinopteri, Esociformes, Esocidae. Gene Ontology annotation, molecular function: general transcription initiation factor activity; DNA binding. The record is from RefSeq and is a predicted model, not a curated record. Gene Ontology annotation, biological process: DNA-templated transcription initiation.
GCCUGUUUGACUAACGUUAGCUGUGGCUAGUUAACUUAUACAAACAUUUUGUUCGUUGGCUAGGCGUAGAUAGCGCUAGUUACGUUAGCUAUUCAGAGGGAUCCUGUGUAGCUCUGCAGUGGCGUUACUACGCAACGCGACGCCGUGUAGUAAGAUAACAUUAACCGGAGUUAUUUUUAGUGCAGCUGCAUAGCUGACGACAUUCGCCAGUUCGGGGCCAUAAUCCCAUAAUUUGUGGGGCUACGAGUUAGAGAAUAACGUCAUAGGAAUAACAUCAUCCGCCAUAGAGAAAGAAUACCCAUAAAGGCGGUAGCCAUGCAUAUGUGAGCUGCACCUUGACUGCCAGCCGCCCCAAGGCCCGGCUCAACCACACUUGGUUUGGUGGUCUAGCCCAGUCCGGUUGGUACCCAUGGAGCCCAGCAAUGACGUGGCGCUGGACAUCAUUAUCACCAACGUGGUGGCUGUGUUCAGGACACGCUGCCAUCUUAACCUUCGGACCAUUGCUCUGGAGGGGGUCAACGUCAUCUAUAAACCUGAAUAUGGGAAAGUCCUGAUGAAGCUCCGUAAGCCCAGGAUCACUGCCUCCAUCUGGUCUUCAGGGAAAAUAAUCUGUACUGGAGCUACCAGUGAGGAGGAGGCGAAGCAGGGAGCUCGGAGAUUAGCUCGCACCCUACAGAAGCUGGGCUUCAAGGUGAGGUUUGCGGACUUCAAGGUGGUGAAUGUUCUGGCAGUGUGCUCCAUGCCCUUUGCCAUCCGACUCAUCGACUUCACCAAGAAAAACCGCCCCAUCGCCAGCUAUGAGCCAGAGCUCCAUCCUGCUGCCACCUACAGGAUCAAAACCCUCAAGGCCACCAUCCAGAUCUUCUCUACCGGCAGCCUCACUGUCACAGGACCCAACGUGCAGACGGUUGCCACGGCCGUAGAGCACAUCUACCCUCUGCUGUUCGAGUGUCAGAAGCCGCUCCGCAAAUGAGACGUGAACAGAAGAGACGCAUCAAGAAGCACCUUAUACAUUGGAUGUGUUGUAUUAUCCCCAACAUUUAUCUGCCCGGUAACAGAGUCAGCCUGUGUCGUGAUUGGCUGGAAUAUAACCUGUUUUUUUAUUGUUUUGGUUUUACCGGGGGUCACCAGGAAGUCAGUCGGGCAUCUUCCGUCCUCCUGUCGUCCAGGGACAUAAUGUUGUGGUGACAGCUAUGCCCUUUGAACUUUGGUAUACCCGGAAAGACCUCUACACCAUGAACCUUCCGCCGUCAGCCCAAGGCUAGCCGGCCAAUCACAGCUGCUCCUGUGACUGAUGACACUAGGGGAGGCGGGAUUCUCCAAGCAGACCGGGAUUCCUUGAUUUUUAAUGUUAUUAUUUUAGUUGUGAUGCAACAAGUGGCGUCCCAAAAGGCACCCUAUCCCAGUAUAAAGCACGAGUGGUUCCUGGUAGAGGGAGGUGCCCUAAGUAGGGAGGGAGGUGCCCUUUGGGAUGCAUUUUUAGUGUUUUAAUGCAUGAUCAGACAGACUGUGAUGUCACCAUGUCGCGGACCACACAGUGGGGGUUUAAACGGCUUAAGGAAGCUCUGUGGACAUUUACUGUCCUUUGACCAGUAGUUGUGGAGGUGUUCACAAGCCAAAACGGGUCCCUGCUUUUCCUUUUUCUACGUCAUUGAAUUUUACGACAAACAGAUUUCUUAGCAUCUCUCAUUUGCCCUGUAGUUGUAAAUAUGGUGCCCAUAAUUAGAGGGCUCUUUUCAGAAAUCUGUCCAUAGAUCAGCGUGUUUCUGUCUGCAACAGGACUUUGUGUCAGCUGUCCUGAACAGCUGCUGAGGAGAGGCUCACAUUACUACUCGUUACUGCAUUGAACGCAUUAGUUUUAUUUAAAAUGGUGCAACUAAGACUUCCUCAUAACAUUUGUUGUUUGUAUUUUACGACGUGCCCAUUUUAUAUUUUGAUAUUAUGUAUCCAGGUUGGUAAAAUAUCACUGAUGUUUGGUGUACGUAAGUUCAUUGUCUUGUAAGAAAUGGAUCGGUAUCAAACAUUAAAUAUUGAGUAUUAUACAUUAUGUCCAUGGGGUUUCCUCCCCUCUCCAGUCUCUUUUAACAGAACAUACAUUACUAGAAGAAUCUUAUGUUCCAUUGGACCAUGUUGUCAUGGAGAUUCCUUGCCCCUUUUAGUCUCUGAAUUCAAAUGCCAGAAAGUCCAAGUUCUUCUCACAUCCUGCUUGGAUGACGAAGCUGUCGAGUUUCAUUCUGUUUGUUAUUGUUUGUCAAAAAGUUUUGCUAAAAAAGGACGGAUGGGUGAAACCGGAGAAUCUAGUUAGGAUGAUGUUGGCAUUCAUGUCUUUGCCCAUCAGCCAAGAAAACUUAACGUGAUGAUACGCAGGCUUCAGAGCUUUACAUUUAAUGUUGUAAAAUGAUGCAUCAUCAAUACUAAUUAAUAUACCCUGUUCUGUAAUACUGAUCCCUGUCUUCAAGUCACCCUAAACCACAGAUCUGGGAUCAGACGACAGUCAACUAGUUCUUCUGUCAUUUGAGACCCAGCCUAUGGCUUUGUCCUUUCUUGCGCAACAUUUGUUAGCAAAAAAUGGCAGAAUUAAAACUAGUUUUAUUUGCAAAGUGUUUUCCAUUUCUACUUAAUGGAUUUGGUAAAAAAAAUAAAAAAGAAUACUAUUUGCUGUGCUCUUUGUUUAAAUGAAAACACCCUCAUUGUCAGUAACACAGCAGGUUCUAGUUUUCUGAUCUAUGAAAAGUAACACAUGUUGGCAUGGGAACUAAGUGUCAUGCAGCUGUCCUGUUUGUGUUGUAUGUUUGAACUUUUGUAUUUUGUAAAAUAAAAAUGUAAUGAGAGCUUGA